This is a messenger RNA of Cavenderia fasciculata, 525 nucleotides long. RefSeq lists its product as uncharacterized. The record is from RefSeq and is a predicted model, not a curated record. The transcript has a single exon. Bases 1 to 525 code for a protein of 174 amino acids. Lineage: Eukaryota; Evosea; Eumycetozoa; Acytosteliales; Cavenderiaceae.
AUGUUAAUACAAUUAAAAAUAAUUAUAAUUUUACUUUUGGUUUGUACCAUUUCUUUACAUCAACGAGAAUCGAUUGUCGUUGUUAUGGCUACAGGGGAUAAUUGUAUGAUUGGAGGAUGGACAGCAGAUUCUUGUGUAGAAAAUCAAUACUAUUUUGGUAAUGAGGAUUAUACCAUAUCUUUCAACAACACUGAACUCAAUAUUCCACAAGGCUGGAAACUAACCUUUAUGGGCAAAGUGACAAUUGACGAUACUGUCAAUGUAACAUUCAAUUGCAAGAACAGGUUAACAAUAAGGGGACAGACUCCUUUGAUAGAGGAUUGUAAACAAAUUGAAUUGUUCAAUGGCGGUGAAUUGUCGAUUUCAUUCAGGGAAAUGACCUUUAAUUUCAAUAUGACCGAAACAGUUUACACUGCCACCAACUUUAACAUUCAUUUGGAUUACUUGAUAUUUGGUGUAUUUAAACCUUCAAAUGGCCCCUAUGGUUAUCCAUUCAUCAAUACUAAUAUUAUUGGUAAAUAUUAA